This is a messenger RNA of Lolium perenne, 1987 nucleotides long. Lineage: Eukaryota; Viridiplantae; Streptophyta; Magnoliopsida; Poales; Poaceae. The record is from RefSeq and is a predicted model, not a curated record.
GGACGGUGGGGAGGACGGUGGGGAGGACCUCGAGGAGGAUGAGGGGCUGGGGGGUAUGCCGCAGGAGCUAGACCCGACCCUAGUUUGGUCUCCGCCGGUGGAGGAGGUGUACGUUGCAGCCGAGGAGAGGCUGGAACCACGGGACAAGAAGCCGUAUAGGCGCGGGAUUACGAAACUCCCCAAGCUAAAAACUUGGGCCUUCCGCGAUGUUGUUCUCGUGCCCGCUGGAAAGAGCAUGUUCAAGUAUGGCGACCCGAGGAGGAAGCCGACACGUGAGUACCCGAACAUCCUUGGAGGCAUAAUUAGGAAGCAUUUCCCUGGGAUUGUCAAUCUCCCCUACCGGUGGCCGCGACGUGGCUUGGACUUGGAAGCACUACAGACUACGCGGAAGAUCCUAGCGAAAUACUUCAAGAGGGCUGAGGGCAAGGAAAUUGCGUGCGACGUUAUCUUACACGAGUUGUGCAGGGUGAGGGUGAUCGGCAUGCACUACGAGCACCCUCCUCAGUACGUCGGGGAAGACAGGGCGUGCUUUCUUGCGAUGGUCAUAUGGUGGACAUCCCGCGAGUACGCCCGGAAGCACGAGGAGGGCAAGCGAAGCGUUCGAGAGAUGGGAGGUGGAUCACAUGUCCCGGGCAGCAAGAACUUGGCCCUUACCUUGCAGGAUGAGGAAGUGAAGACAGGCGUGGCACCAAACUUGUUUGGCUUUUUCCAAAAGUCGAAGACCAGGAAGGAGCCGCAUCCUGAAACGGGGUCCUUGUGGGUCAACGACCUAGCGGAGGGCCAGUGUGGCGCGUACCGCUCGAAGUUCAAGGACAAGCACGGCGAAGACGCCGACCCAACCACCGAAGAGUUUGACGUUGAGGUUGCGGUGCUUGCGGGACAAGGCAAGAAGGGUGGCCGCCUAUGGAUUGCUGACGGGUUAGUCGACCCAAGUACCAUUCCAUCUCUACGCCAGAUCCGUCGUGGGCGUACGAGCGAGCAGCCUCGGGUAGAGACCCGCCCACGGGCUUCGGACCUAGCUAUCGAGAAGUUACGGGCGGAGAUGGAAGAAAGGGAACGGAGGCACCAAGAGGAGCAGAUGCAGAUGCAGCAGCAGCUUAGGGAGAACAUGCAGAUGCAGCAGCAGAUGUUGCAGCAGAUGCAACAACAGCAGCAGAUGUUCCAGCAGAUGUUCAUGAACCAGACCGUGCUGACUUCACCACCGGGGAGUAGUGGUCCUAGCACGUCGUGUCCUCCUAUGUUCCCACAUUUUAUCCCCACGCCCGAUCCGGCUGUGAUGGCGCUCCUCCAGCAAGCGCCAAGUCGGAGCCCGCCGACACCUGGCUUGGACCGUCAACAAUACGGGCAUCAUCCGGAGCUCUGCAGCAGCUUUCUAGGGAUUAAUGGGGAAGCAGGGAAAUUCUGGAAUUUUGGCAGCAUCUUUGCCGUGCAUAUGCACACGGCAAAGAAAAAAGCACACGGCAAAGGCCUUCUUUGCCGUGCACACACACACGGCACACGGCAAAGGCCUUCUUUGCCGUGCACACACACACGGCAAAGAGCCUCCAGCUGUGCACUCGCGCUGCGCCUCGUGUGCUGGUCUGUUUCUUUGCCGUGCGGGGUGUUGGCGAAGCACACGGCAAAGCCGACCCUGUGCCGUGCGGGUUGGAGGCGGAGCGCACGGCAAAGAACGCCGCACGGCAACAAUUUCAGACGCACGGCAAAGAAAUCUGCACGGCAAAGUAGGGAUAGCGCACGGCAAAGCAUGGUUGCACGGCAAAGGCCUUUGCCGUGCCACUUGCCCGCGGCGCACGGCAAAGUCCUCUUUGCCGGGCGGCUCGUUGCCGUGCAGUCUUUGCCGUGCAAGCCCGCACGGCAAAGGCGUUGCCGAGCAGAUUUUGGCCUUUGCCGUGCGUUUCGGCUGCACGGCAAAGCACUGUUGUGCCGUAGUGACUCGUAUGGGUUUCCUCCCCGCCAUAUGAAAUUUGAUCCAGUGGAAAGUGUAUGA